This is a messenger RNA of Linum trigynum, 1532 nucleotides long. NCBI's taxonomy places the organism in Eukaryota, Viridiplantae, Streptophyta, Magnoliopsida, Malpighiales, Linaceae. The record is from the annotation of a GenBank genome assembly.
UUCUACCUUUCUCCAUUCACUUGGAAAACACAAAAGCUCAAAACUUUCCCCAUCAUUCCACAAACCCUCCACAUUCUGAAAUCUCUCAUCAACAAAUCCAUGGAAAUGGAUCCUUCUCAUCAACAACAACACCAUCAGCUCCAUCAUGUUAUGAUCAGCAGCAAGUACAAGUACAACAACUUGUUGAAAAGGAGCUUACAGCUCCUGAUAACAUUCUCCCUCUUCUCUCUGCUCAUUUCCUUCUCUUGGGGCUUCUCCUUCCUUCCGUUAGCAACAGCUUCUUCUUCUUCCUCCUCCUCUUCUGCUGCAGCAGCCAAUACUGCUCAUAGUAGUAGCUAUGUUUCAUUCAAUCCAUUCUUCUCCUCAUUCUUCACACACAGUUUGGAGAGGAAGUAUAUGUUCUUGAUAUGCAAUGGCAUCCUUGCUUUCCUUGUUACCUCCUCCACUGCCACUAAGAAAGCCAGCCAUUCUUCUUCAUCAGCUUCUGAUGAUCAUGAUCAUGAGGAUAUUGUACUGGAUUCAACAGCAGCCACGGAUAAUCUGGUGGAAGAGGAAGAAGUAAGAAAUGAGGAUGGUGGCGAAGAUGAUGAUGAAGAGGUGGAUAAGGUUGAGGAUGGAGAUCUCAAUGAUCAAUUCCGGCAACAAGAAGAGGUGAGAAGGGAAAUAGUCGAAGAAGAACAAGAACAAGAAGAGGAAGAACAUGAAGAUGAAGAAGGAUUGGUAUUUAAGGAGGGAGGGAAUGGCGAAGAGACUACGGGAUCCAACACAGAGGAAUUAAACAGGAGGAUUGAGGAGUUCAUUAGGAAGAUGAAGGAAGAGAUGAGGAUUGAAUCCCAACAGCAACUCGUAGCAGCUGUUUAGCUAAAUUAAGUGUAAAACCAUGCUGUAAUGAAAGUAGAUAGUUAACCUCAUCAUCAUCAUAUGAUUGAGUUGGAGUUAGUUUGAGACUUUUAGUGUACUCAAUGUGGAAUAAUCAUCAUUAAUAUGAUCAUCAUGAACAAAUAUCGAACUUCAAUCUGUUUCUUAUUAUCUUUUCCCUGUUAUACAAGAAAGGUACAUCUCAACAAACUCUAUGGGAUGGUCUCAUUCUAUAUAGAUUUGAUGGUCCUGAAGAAGAUGCUACGGAGCUUUCUCUGGUCCUGUAAUUUUUAUGUUCUUUAUCUUGCUUUUGAGAAAAAGGGAAUAUGGAUAAAGGAUGGAGAUGGUGAUGGUGAUGAAAGAGAUUCAGGCUUGCAGCUUUUUUUAUUUUUGGUGGAACAUGUUAUGAUGAUCCUGGAAAAUGCUAGAGAAAGCCAGGAAUCUGCCCAUAUGUAGGUGCCAUGCUAUGUAAAUACGCUAUUAUCCUGUAGAUUUUAUUCCAAUUAGAAUAAUCUAGUCCAAAGUCAAAUGCUAAUGAUAAAGAACUAAUUAUUUAACUAAUCAAGCACAACACUCCAAACUUUAUGAUUGGAAAGAGUGGCACUGAUCACCCUUCAGUACUUAAAACCAGAUUCUGAUACAAAGAAUCCCAAUAUUAAAAAUAUGUAAUAUGG